AGCGGAAGCAGUUUGACUCCGCCCCCUCAGCCUCUCGGAGCUUUAUAAAUUAAAAGCUUUUGGGAAGCAGACAGUAAAACGUGUUCACAACUACGAAGAAAUGCAAAGGCCACCAAAGCCACAGUUUGCCAGAUGGCUCAUAGAGCAAGUGGAAACAGGCCAAUACCAGGGCCUGCGUUACGUGGGCCAAAACAAGUUCAGAGUCCCCUGGAAGCACAACUCACGGAAAGACUGCAAUGAUGAGGACAGUAAAAUAUUUAGGGCAUGGGCUGUAGCAAGCGGAAAAAUCCACGAGUUUCCCAACGACAAAGCCAGGUGGAAAACCAACUUCCGCUGCGUGCUGAAUAACCUCAAAGAACGCUUCAAGAUGGUUCAGGAUAAUUCAGAGAAUGCAGAGGAUCCUCAUAAAAUCUAUGAGAUUAUCAACACAGAGAGUAACACUGAAAGUUUGCAAACACAAGGCUCUCCUGAGGAUUCUGGUAUUAUUCCAAACAUCUACAGCAGUUCCACAGACUACUUCCCCUCAGCCAGUGAGAGCAAUCUACUCAACAACUUUAUGGCCAUGGAUCUGGGAAAUGAGUCAACAGAGCAGCAGCAGCAGUGGACACAGAACUACACCCACUACAACCCGGCUGUGCCUGUUGACUACCCUGAUGUUUCAGGAGCAGACAACAACACACAGUUUCAGCCAGAUCAUGCAUGUUGCUAUGAAGCAAAUCCAGAGCCAGCCCUGGAUUCACCUCCUCAGCUGACAAUCUUUGAUCUUGAGAUCUCCAUCCACUACAGGAAGAGAGAGAUGCUAAACAUCAGGCUAUCCACAUGCCGUCUGCAGCUCCACUACCACCAGGAGGCGCCUGAGCUCAAUGCCCAUCAUCUCUGCUUCCCUGAUACUGUCGGUCUGCUGGACCACAAACAGAUUGAUUACACAACUCGCAUCCUUCACAGCAUACAGAAAGGGCUCCUCCUGGAGGUGAGGGACACUGGUAUCUAUGCCUGUAGGCAGGACAGGUGCCACGUGUUUGCCAGCACCAGUGACCCCAAUGUGGCUCAACCAGACCCAAGAAAACUUCCCCAAAACACCAUGGUGGAGCUGCUUAAUUUUAAGACCUAUGCAAAUGAGCUUAAGCAAUUUCGAGAGAACAACAGCAGUUCGCCCAACUACAUCAUCAACAUGUGCUUCGGAGAGAAGUUUCCUGAUGGAAAACCGCUGGAGAAGAAGCUUAUUGUUGUCAAGGUGGUUCCACUGAUCUGCCGGCACCUUCAUGAGAUGGCCCAGUUGGAUGGUGCAUCGUCUCUUCACAGCUCCAAUAUCAGCCUACAGAUCUCGCACAAUAGCCUCUAUGAUCUCAUCAAUGCUGCCUUUGAUCUGCCAAUAGCCAUGGAGCCCAUGCAGGCUGCUAUGCGCUUUUAGAUCAGCACUGCAAAAAUUUCUAAACGUUAUCGUUCAGUGUGGCGUCACAUCCUCACCUGACCCAAAGGCUCGUAAAACCAUAAGGAAUAGGGCAUGUGAAUGAAUGUAAUUAAACCUCAGCGGUGGAAUUGCCUUAACUGUCAACUAUGAGCUCCUGUCAAACAUAAUCCAUGUUGGCAAAUGGGCACCUACUGUCCUUUUUAGCACUACAAAUGUAAAUAUAUGGAUUGGCUUUUUUUUUUUUUUUUUGUGGCCAAAAGGUUAGUGUACUUUAUUCAAGCAUAGACCACCCCUGUCCAUUCUCCAUGUCAUGUGGACUUGCAUCAGGAGGGGCAUCCUGCAUAAAAUUCCCAUCAAAUCAACAUGCACAUCUGCUGCAGUGGCCCUGACUGUAAAAGGGAGAAGUCAAAGAGCCAACUGUUAUGUUACCCCUGCUAUAUUGUUGCCUUCAAUAUUGUUUACAGUGCAAAUAAAAUUACCAUAAAUUUAGUCAAUAAUGGAUGGUUUGACUAUGCAAUAAUCAAAUUAUGUGUAUCAUGAUGGUAAAUCUAUACCUUUAAGUUUUUUUUUUUUGUGGGGGUCAUAUAUUGUGUAUGUGAACUUCCAAAAGUGAUGUAAUAUACUGUACAUGUCAUAAAGCUAAAUACUUUAUGUUCAAGAUCAAAAUGAUUUAUAGUA
Thalassophryne amazonica is the source of this 2089-nucleotide messenger RNA. RefSeq names its product interferon regulatory factor 7 (gene irf7). Gene Ontology annotation, biological process: regulation of transcription by RNA polymerase II; immune system process. The transcript has 10 exons. The record is from RefSeq and is a predicted model, not a curated record. Gene Ontology annotation, molecular function: RNA polymerase II cis-regulatory region sequence-specific DNA binding; protein binding; DNA-binding transcription factor activity, RNA polymerase II-specific. Bases 101 to 1411 code for a protein of 436 amino acids. Gene Ontology annotation, cellular component: nucleus. NCBI's taxonomy places the organism in Eukaryota, Metazoa, Chordata, Actinopteri, Batrachoidiformes, Batrachoididae.